AUGUUUAAUAAACUGAAAGCAAGAUUCACCAAAGUGAAGCAAAAACCAGAGGAGGAGAAGUUCAAGGAAGAAGAGGCCCCUCCUAACCCAUCACCCCAACAGCCACGACCCACAGGGCAGGGUGAAAAUAAAAACAAAAAUGAGCCACAGAAAGGCGAGACUGCUAAUACUGCACAACCAGAACCAAAGCAACAAGAUGCAGACACAGCUCCAGCGAAGUCACUUGUCUCCCUAAAGACUGAAAAGCCAGCAGAACCAACUGGGAUAAUACAGGAACAGAGUCAAAAGCCCAACAGUGGGAAAGAUGAUGAUGCUAACUCAUCUAAAGGCCAUGUUGUAAAUGAGUAUACUGAAGCCCAACUGCAAGAGAUUGUCAAAAAAAUGAGGGCAAGGACAUCAGCCUAUAAAGAAAAACUGACUGAGCCACUACUGUCCUCUCAUGAGGGCAGUCCUACAACUUCUCCAUCUAAAAAGAAGCCUCUGCCUCCACCCCCACCAAAAGAAGAGAAAAAAGACGAAGAAAAAAAAGAGGAAGGUGAUGCCAAGCCAGAGGAUCAUUACUGUGACAUGCUGUGCUGUAAAUUCAAGAAACCACCAUUGAAAGAAUACCUGAAGAAGAUGGAGCUACCAGACAGUAUAGAUGCAUACACAGAUCGCCGCUAUGUAGUGUGGCUCCUGAUCAUUACCAUUGCUUAUAACUGGAACUGCUGGUUCAUUCCACUGCGCUGUGUGUUCCCAGUACAAACACCAAGCAACAUAUUCUAUUGGCUCCUCGUAGACACCAUUUGUGAUAUUUGCUAUUUGUGUGAUCUGUUGGUGUUCCAGCCCCGAAUGCAAUUUGUAAAAGGUGGAGAUAUAAUAUCAGACAAAGUAGAAAUGAAGAACCACUACCAGAAAUCUCUGAGGUUUCGGCUUGAUCUGGCAUCAGUAAUACCAGUUGAUGUUUUAUACUUCAUCUUUGGGUUUAACCCAGUGUUUAGAGCAAACAAGUUGUUAAAGCAUAUGGCCUUCUUUGAGUUCAACGACCGGUUGGAAGCUAUCCUGGAUAAAGCAUACAUCUACAGAGUCAUUCGAACAACUGGAUACCUGCUGUUUGUCUUGCACAUUAAUGCAUGUAUUUAUUACUGGGCCUCAGAUUUUGAAGGAAUUGGCAGCACCAGAUGGGUGUAUGACGGCAAAGGAAAUAUGUAUCUGAGGUGUUACUACUGGGCAGUGCGCACUUUAAUUACCAUUGGUGGCCUUGCAGAACCGCAAACCCUCUUUGAGAUAAUCUUUCAGCUACUGAAUUUUUUCACGGGUGUCUUUGUGUUCUCCAGCUUAAUUGGUCAGAUGCGGGAUGUAAUUGGAGCAGCUACAGCAGGACAGAAUUACUACCGUGCCAGCAUGGAUAACACCAUCUCUUACAUGAACACCUAUACAAUUCCAAAAGUAGUUCAGAAUCGUGUUCGAAGGUGGUACGAAUACACAUGGGACUCUCAAGGAAUGCUGGAUGAAUCAGAAUUACUGGAGCAGAUGCCAACCAAAAUGCAGUUAGCCAUUGCAAUUGAUGUGAACUUUGCCAUUGUCAAUAAAGUUGACUUAUUCAAAGGGUGUGAUACUCAAAUGAUUUACGACGUGCUGUUGAGACUGAAAUCCAUUGUGUAUUUACCUGGUGACUUUGUCUGCAAAAAGGGAGAGAUUGGCAGAGAGAUGUAUAUCAUCAAGCAGGGAGAAGUUCAAGUUCUUGGAGGCCCAGAUGGCACAAAAGUCCUGGUUACCCUGAGAGCAGGAGCUGUAUUUGGAGAGAUAAGCCUAUUAGCGGCAAGUGGAGGAAAUCGACGGACCGCUAACGUGGUGGCACAUGGAUUUGCCAAUCUCUUUAUUCUAGACAAGAAAACUCUCAAUGAAAUCUUGGUGCAUUAUCCAGACUCGGAAAAACUCCUAAUGAAGAAGGCUAAGGUGCUGCUCAAGGAGAAGGGUAAGCCCACUGAAGAGCCACAAGUGCGAACAAAAGGCUUGACUAGUCUCUUUGCAACAAAACCAGAAACUCCCAAACUAUUUAAAGCCAUGUUUGGAGGGACAGGAAAAGGAGGCCUAGCUACGCUGCUCAAGAUGAAGAGACAGCAAGCUGUUCAGGAAAAAACUGAAGAAAAGAAACCUGAGCCAGCACCAGAACCCACAGCCCCACCUAAACCAUCUGUGCAAAAGGAAGAGCCAGAUGCAAAUUUUCAACCUCCACCUAAACCGGUUCUGCUCAGAGGAACCACUAACAAGUCUCUUAUCAUCAGCAUGGCUCCUUCCCCCAUAGCAGGAGAAGGAGAGGUUCUCACUGUCAAGGUCAAAGAAAAGAGAUAG
Messenger RNA from Gopherus flavomarginatus (Mexican gopher tortoise), 2334 nucleotides. It is a transcript of the gene CNGB3, whose product is annotated as cyclic nucleotide gated channel subunit beta 3. Lineage: Eukaryota; Metazoa; Chordata; Testudines; Testudinidae. Gene Ontology annotation, molecular function: intracellularly cGMP-activated cation channel activity; protein-containing complex binding; intracellularly cAMP-activated cation channel activity. Gene Ontology annotation, cellular component: photoreceptor outer segment; intracellular cyclic nucleotide activated cation channel complex; plasma membrane. Gene Ontology annotation, biological process: monoatomic cation transmembrane transport. The record is from RefSeq and is a predicted model, not a curated record. The transcript has 18 exons. Bases 1 to 2334 code for a protein of 777 amino acids.